Messenger RNA from Selaginella moellendorffii, 1495 nucleotides. RefSeq lists its product as uncharacterized. Lineage: Eukaryota; Viridiplantae; Streptophyta; Lycopodiopsida; Selaginellales; Selaginellaceae. The coding region runs from base 24 to 1421 and encodes 465 amino acids. The transcript has 13 exons. The record is from RefSeq and is a predicted model, not a curated record.
CAGCUCCCCUGUUUUUAGGGCAAAUGGGGGAGGAAGGGCCGCCGUGCUACCUCCCAGAGGUCGACGAGGAGGACGAGGUUUGUAUAGGAGAGCGAUGUUUCACUCGGCCGUACAGAUUCUAUGUACCUCCAGUUCACUACAAGCGCGUUCCAUCGCGGGAGUAUAGAUGGAAGCUGGGAGCGAAGAUCAGCCCCGCGAAUGGAUUUCUUGUCAAGUUCCAGCGCGCUCUUGCGUUUCCAGAUUGCUUGGGCUUGUCCGACGAUGCAAGAUGGCGAUGGCAGUGGUGUCCUCUCUCCCUUGUCUUGGGGAUCAAAGUGACGAAAGAGGACUGGAAAAAAGAGGACUGGAGAAUGGAUUCCUCGCGCACAUUUGCUUAUGCGAAGAUCAAGCCAAUGUCACUGUUUUGCGGGAAGCUAGCCCUGCGUCCUGUCGUCGAGCUUUUUCCCGUGCCUGCGCUGAGCAUAACGAGAACGUUUGAUGCUGGUGGUGGCGAAGCGAAACUAUGCGCAAGCGUAGAGGUUAAUGGCUCACUUGGACCUCAAUGGAGAUUAAAGCUCGACUGGCAAGCUGCAAAUCUGUUUAGAGUAUUAGUUCAACAAGGAGAGGAUGUUUUAUCAAUCCAGUACUCGAAGCGGAUCAAAAUCUCAAAGACAUGUCAAGCGGUUGCUACUGGAGAAUUAGAUGUUCCAUCAAAUGCGUUUUGUGGAAAUUUGGCAACCAGCUUGCCGGCUCGACUAAAAAUCGCUUCUAUCAAACUGUCGCAAAUCUUAAGCAAGCGGACAAAAAGGCACAAAGUACUACCUACGUCUACGUACCUCAAAUCCUCGCGUGAAAUCGGUAAGAGUGACCGAAUCACAGUCGUUCCAGGUCAUUGGAUAGAUCCUGGAUAUGAACCUGGUGCUCCUGGCGAGCGGGAAUUCAACCUUGAUGUCGUCAAUGUCUUGGAGCGACAACUUCGCCGAAAUGGCUGGCAAGUUUUACGUCCUGAUCGCGACGCUCCAAACCUCUCCUGGGAGGAGUAUUUGAAUUGGGUGUCUAGACAGAGUUUGAAGGGAACGCCAGUUCUAGAGAUUCACGGACAGGGAUCGAAUGCUGAUUAUAGAGGCUUUGUGCUUGGAGUAAUUGGCGACCCGGAAACACCUUUGGGUCGGGAACUUUCCAAGGACUUUGGAAUUUUUGACAUGGACUGGUCGGAUCUUGCGGUGCCCUGUCGCGGCGGGAUAAUCCUCGAGAGCUUCAACUCGGACGAGGUUUUGGAAAUGGCACCUUGGCAUCGAGCUUGCGCUGUGAGGAGACUCGCCAACAGGAUCAUAACUUGCAUCGAGCGAGCGAGCUACGCGAAUCGAGGCGCUCGAGGGAUGAUCCACGAGACCCGGACGGACGGCGGCGAUGUGAGCACAUUAGAAUAUCCGGAAAUUUAAAAACGAAUAGUUUAGAGAAGCUCCAGCGCUAGAAAGAUCGAUCCAUGAAUAACAUAUCCUUGACGAGAACAACA